Notechis scutatus (mainland tiger snake) is the source of this 588-nucleotide messenger RNA. Lineage: Eukaryota; Metazoa; Chordata; Lepidosauria; Squamata; Elapidae. The record is from RefSeq and is a predicted model, not a curated record.
GAGAAAUCCCGGUGGCCAACGCCGCCUCCUCCUCCUCUUCUGGAUCAAACUGUUGCACUUGCAAUUGUCAGCCAGCUCUGCAGGCCAUUCUUCAGGAGCUGAAAACUAUGAGGAAGAUCAUGCAGAUCCAAGCCGCUGCCCAGGACCGACCUCAGCCCCUGGUUCCUCUGGCUACCUUGCCGAAAUCCACAGUCUCAAGGAAGAGGAAUAAAAAGAAAAAAGCGACCCCAAAGACUGUCAAGCCCCUUGCUGUGAAACAGGAACCUGGCCCCGGCGAGAACAGCAGGAAGUUACCCGCGAAUUUGGACCGGUUGAGCGUGGAAGCGGCCGAGGCCUCCGUGAAAACGGAGCCGCUGGUUUCAGGAUUCGGCAUCGUGCUCGAAUCCUCGUCUUCAGAUGUAAGUGGACGAGAGGCAGUCAGUGGCAGGCAGACCUUGGCUUACGACGGUCCGUUCAAAGCUACAACGGCACUGAAAAAAAAGGGACUUGACAGCCAUUUUCCGCACUUAACGACCGUAGGAGCAUCCCCGUGCUCCUGCGAUCAAAGUCCAGGCACUUGGCAAUUGAUUCGUCUUUACGACAGUUGCG